AUGGGUUCGUUGAUUAUGCUGAUUUCGUGGGCUACAAGGAUUGUUAAGGCUCCAAAGACUGAUCCUGAGUUUUGGAAGAGUUUGUCACUUGUGCCAAUCAUUGGUGGUUGUGCUCAUUCUGCUGCCACAGAGCUCAAUUUCAACAUGACUGGGUUUAUGGGGGCUAUGAUAUCGAAUUUGGCAUUUGUGUUCCGUAAUAUAUUCUCGAAGAGAGGAAUGAAGGGGAAGGCUGUAAGUGGGAUGAAUUACUACGCAUGUUUGUCUAUCAUGUCUCUAUUGAUCCUCACACCUUUUGCAAUUGCUGUGGAGGGCCUGAAAUGUGGGCAGCUAGCUGGCAGACUGCUCUCUCUCUCUCUUUUUCACUUUCCAACCCAUGUGCAUUUUGUUUUCUACUUUUUUUGA
Molecule: messenger RNA, 402 nt
Organism: Camellia sinensis
Lineage: Eukaryota; Viridiplantae; Streptophyta; Magnoliopsida; Ericales; Theaceae
Source: RefSeq, a predicted model, not a curated record